AGGAGGAAAACAGAACAGGAGGGCAAAAAUGGCGGACGAGGUUGAAGUGAAGGAAGAAGUCGAAGCCGUGCAGGCUGUGUACGGAGACGACUGCGUCGUUAUUGAUUCCUUUCCUCCUCACCUUCACCUCCACAUCAAGCCGCGCACCGCCGAUGUCUCUUCUCAACAGUUUGUGGAGGCAGUUGUUGGAAUACAAGCAGGUCCCGAGUAUCCAGACAAACCACCUCACAUUCAUCUUGUAGAUUCCAAAGGUCUUGAUGAAAAAAGGCAAAAGCAUCUAUUAAGUAGCAUACAAGGCAAAGCAUGCGAGCUCACCUCCUGUUUGAUGCUUGUAGCACUAUGUGAGGAAGCAGUGGAGUGGCUGUCUCUUAUGAAUCACCCUGAUGGAGAUUGUCCAUUGUGUAUGCAUCCACUGGUGUCUGAAGGUGAUCAGAGCACAGCUUUGCCAUUUAUGAAGUUGAUGUCUUGCUUUCAUUGCUUUCACAGUGAAUGUAUUAUUAGAUGGUGGAAUUGGCUCCAAACUGAGAAAGAUGUCAACGCUAAAAGUUCGUCUGCUGCAUCCUUGCACUUUUUAAGGGACACUGGAGAUCAUGAAGGAGAGAAAAGUAUUGGAAACUGUCCUGUUUGCCGUAAAGAUUUUCAUGCCAAGGAUUUAGAACAUGUGCUUGACUUGGUUGACACUCAUUCUUCUCAACUGAUCUCAGAUGGAUCUGACGCCGACAAUGAUGAGAUCCUUCAGUCUGAGUCAGAGAACAUAAGAAGGCAGAAGUUUGAGACAAUCUUAAAAAUACAGGAAGAAAGCAGUGGCUUGAUUGAACCCAAAAAAAGCAUUGUUGUCUUGCCAGGUAUGUAUCUUCAGAAUCCAGUCACAAUGGCCGUCCCUCCAUCAACUGAAGAAGCUACUGAACAACAACAAGAGCAACAACAAGGUGACACAGCAGUCCCUGUAGAAACAAAUUCAGGUGGUUCCUCAAACAGGCCAAGCACCAGUAAGCACCGGAAGUCUGGCACAAGGAGGUACAGAGGAAAUAAUUCAACAAAGCAAGUUAGACAGUGGGUUAAAAAGGAUAAUGGCAGUACUGCAGGUUAAGCAGAUGACAUGGUGUUUUUGAGUUCCAUAUUUUUAGAAUAGGAAUGUUACACAAAUAACAAUGUCCGAGGAUAGAAGAGAAAAAAAGUUUGGUCAUAAUUUUCAACCAUCAACUGAUGUUUCUUUUUUUGAAAGUCAUGGAAAUGAAAUAUUAUUAGAUUA
This is a messenger RNA of Rubroshorea leprosula, 1252 nucleotides long. The record is from the annotation of a GenBank genome assembly. NCBI's taxonomy places the organism in Eukaryota, Viridiplantae, Streptophyta, Magnoliopsida, Malvales, Dipterocarpaceae.